Molecule: messenger RNA, 1661 nt
Organism: Trametes versicolor FP-101664 SS1
Lineage: Eukaryota; Fungi; Basidiomycota; Agaricomycetes; Polyporales; Polyporaceae
Product: Frataxin
Exons: 5
Coding region: 1-558 (185 amino acids)
Biological process (GO): iron incorporation into metallo-sulfur cluster; intracellular iron ion homeostasis
Cellular component (GO): mitochondrion
Molecular function (GO): ferrous iron binding; ferroxidase activity; ferric iron binding
Source: RefSeq, a predicted model, not a curated record
AUGAAUCCCCUCAGGCAGUCUUGUCGUCUCGCUUCGCGUUCAUCGCUCUUCGCACGGCACGCACCUGUGGCCGGCAUCCCUCGAGCCAUUCGCCUCCUCUCCCAGCAACAGCGGUCGCGGCUACCAACCCUUCACGCGGAGUGCCAACGACGACACCUAGCAACACCUCCGCCGCAGGUGAAGCACAGUGACCUGCCGACGCACUUGUACCAUCAGUAUGCGGACGCCACCAUGGACACGAUGCUCGAGUCGCUAGAGGCCCUUCUGGACGAUAUGGCGGACCCCGAAUGCGAGGUCGAAUAUAGCAGCGGCGUCCUCACGCUGAAGCUAGGCAGCAAGGGGACAUAUGUUAUCAACAAGCAGCCGCCGAAUAAGCAGAUAUGGCUGUCUUCCCCAUUUAGCGGACCGAAGCGGUAUGACUAUGCGCCGGAAGAAGACGGGUGGGUCUACGCGCGAGACGGUCGGUCGAUGAACGACCUUCUCAACCAAGAACUGAGCGAUGCGCUUGCCCGAGAUGUGGAUUUGGGUUUGACUGGUGUGUCUACGCAGGUCAGCUGAAGCCCACAGAAGCCCUGCGAUCUGUCACGCCGUGCACGUUCGGAUGCGAAAUGCGGUUCAAUCGUCAUGUUCUAGUUCUUGGGGCAUCGCCUUGCACGUCGCGACGUUUGCCUAUCUAGUACCGUAUCUAUGUAUACAAGGUUCACGAGUCGAUGGAGUGCUCGGUGGAUGUAAUGAAUGCGAUGCCAAACAUAAAAACGUGAUAAUGCAUGGGGUUGAUAUACAGGAGAUGAACGUAAUGCUAGCGAAAACAGUGUUCGACGAUAGAUGCGAUGCCAAAGACGUAAGGUAAUGGGCGGGAGAUUGUAGCGUGACCGAACGAGCGACACAGAGCAUACAGGGCGACGAUGAGGGAAGCAAGGGUAAAGGGUGUAAAGGGCUCGCCAACGAUAGGGGAAGGGCACUGCGGACGCAUUAGGUUUGGUCCGGGAAAUUUGGGUUAUCAAACUGUCUCCGGCGGUGGAGGAAGACAGAUCCGAGCAACCUGUUUGCAUCCUCGUAUCGUUGCGUUACACGCUGGACCUCGACGUAAUCCACUACAUCCGCAUCCUUGGUUGGAAUAGAUAUCGUAAACGACGGCGUGUGCUUGUGAAUAUCAUGAUGCGCGGAAAUCUGCGAGUCGUCGUGUGAUAGCGCAGGUGCGGUCUUGUCCGGGGCAGCGAAGUGGUGGCGGUAGGGAUGCUCGGGAUGGAUAUGUUGAUGCGGCGAGGACAGAUGGAAGUCGGGAGAGGUGGAAGUGAAGAGUAUACGAUGCCUCUGUUCUGCAUGGAGGUCAUGAAGAAGCGUGUUGACGUUUCUGUAUUCCCCCGCCUGCUCCAUGCGUUGCGCUUGCUCUGAAGAUUCCGCUUGAUCGGCAGGAUGCUCGUCGCCCUCUACAUCCUCCUCGCCGUCUGUGUCGUCCCUACCCCACGAGCUGUUUCCAUGGGUGGCAGCCCUAGCUCGUAGUGGCGCGAUUUGUCGUCUCCGUUUAGCCACCCUCUCGAAGGCAUCGAUUGCAGGCUCCGGUGUGGCCGCGUAAGGCGUGUCCGGUACGAACGACGGCGAAGACCUCUGACGCUUCAGCAUCGCGAUGGGGUUGUUCUGGGAGGGCAAAUGACGGUGUG